Messenger RNA from Platichthys flesus (European flounder), 2803 nucleotides. RefSeq names its product cyclic nucleotide-gated cation channel-like. Gene Ontology annotation, biological process: monoatomic cation transmembrane transport. Gene Ontology annotation, molecular function: protein-containing complex binding; cGMP binding; intracellularly cAMP-activated cation channel activity. NCBI's taxonomy places the organism in Eukaryota, Metazoa, Chordata, Actinopteri, Pleuronectiformes, Pleuronectidae. The coding region runs from base 1 to 1935 and encodes 644 amino acids. The record is from RefSeq and is a predicted model, not a curated record. The transcript has 9 exons. Gene Ontology annotation, cellular component: intracellular cyclic nucleotide activated cation channel complex; plasma membrane.
AUGACAGGUCCAGUGCAGGAUUCACAAAGGCUUAGUGUGAAAACAUGGACAGAGGACGAGAGUGACCAAGCUGACAGCCCACUCAGCAGGAUAGUUGGUAUGGUCAUCACUCUUAGAGAAUGGGCUCACAAGAGCAUGGCUGAUGAGACGGAGCGACCAGAUUCCUUCUUGGAGCGUUUCAGAGGUCCAGCCCAGACGGACAUUCAGUCCCCACCCAGCAGAUACAGCCACAGCCACACUGGUUCGGAUGCGGAUAAUGUCACCAGACACACGUAUGAAAACCAAAAUUCCAAGAGAAGGAGGUGUAAUAUCAUGGUCUUAUCUCCGUCUGAUGAUGCUUACUACUACUGGCUGACCGUGAUUGGUGCUGCUGUCUUUUACAACUGGACCGUAUUAGUUGUCAGGGCCUGUUUUGAUGAGCUUCAGAUGAGGAACCUGUUAGUGUGGAUGGUGCUGGACUAUGUCUGUGAUGGCGUCUAUAUCCUGGAUAUUGCUGUUCGCCUCCAUACAGGUUUUUUGGAUCAAGGCUUGAUGGUGAAAGACGUGCGCCGCCUGAGAGAGACCUACGUUCGAACCUCACAGUGUAAAUUUGACAUCUGUUCCAUCCUUCCAACCGACCUGCUGUACCUGACUGUUGGAAUCAGCUACACUCCUCUUCUUCGAUUCAACCGCCUCCUGCGUCUGCCACGUCUUUUUGAUCUGUUUGAACGUACAGAGACCCGAACAGGCUACCCCAACGCUUUCCGUAUUUGUAAACUGGUUCUGUACAUCCUGGUCAUCAUCCACUGGAAUGCCUGUGUAUACUACAGCUUCUCUAAGGUCCUGGGCCUGGGCUCGGACUCAUGGGUUUAUCCCAAUGCCUCAGACCCAGAGUUUGGAUCUCUGAGCAGAAGUUACAUAUACUGUCUGUACUGGUCCACUCUGACACUGACCACUAUUGGAGAGACACCACCUCCUGUUAGAGAUGAAGAAUACUUGUUCUUGAUAUUUGACUUCCUGGUUGGUGUCCUGAUUUUCGCCUCCAUUGUGGGAAAUGUUGGAUCCAUGAUCUCUAACAUGAAUGCCACCAGAGCUACUUUUCAGGGCCGUGUAGAUGGGCUGAAACACUACAUGCACUUCAGACAUGUCAGCAAGGUGCUAGAGCAACGUGUCAUUCACUGGUUCGACUACCUCUGGACCAAUCAGAAGACAAUAGAUGAACAGGAAGUGCUUAGGAGCCUGCCGAGUAAACUUCGAGCAGAGAUUGCUAUUAAUGUUCACCUGGAGACACUGAAGAAGGUGCGUAUUUUCCAGGACUGUGAGGCAGGCCUCCUAGUAGAGUUGGUGUUAAAACUUCGACCACAGGUGUUUAGUCCUGGAGACUACAUUUGUAGGAAGGGGGAUGUGGGUAAGGAGAUGUAUAUAAUUAAAGAUGGCCGCCUGGUAGUGGUGGGAGAGGAUGGAGUCACCCAGUUAGCUGUUCUAACAGCAGGGAGCUGCUUCGGUGAAAUCAGCAUCCUGAACAUCAGUGGCAGCAAGAUGGGGAACAGACGUACAGCUAACAUUCAGAGUCUGGGUUACUCCGAUUUGUUCUGCCUUUCCAAACAAGACCUCAUGGAGGCACUUCAAGAGUUCCCUCAUGCCCGGGCCCAGCUGGAGCAAAGGGGAAGGGAUGUCCUGCGGAAGGAGGGGCUUUUGGAGGAAGUGAAUGUAUCUGCGGGGGAGGAGCUAGAGGAGAAAGUGGAGCGACUGGAAACCAGUCUGGAUCGGAUGCAGACAUGCCUGGCCCGUCUGCAGAGCGAGUUCAACUCUUCCCAGCUGAGAAUGAAGCAGCGAAUCACGGUGCUCGAACACAACAUCUCAACAGUAGCCUCAGGCAGUGGCUUCCUGUCAGACGGCAACGACAGCGCCUCUGGUGGCGAGGGUGUGCGCAGUGAAAUCAACAUCCGGCUCUGAGUGAAACGCUCCAGCUAUUGAAACGUCACACCACGUCUUUAUUGUCACAAAACCCUGACUGUGUUUCUUUUAUAUAACCACAGAAUUUGGAACACAAAAGAAAGGUAAACACAGACCUGAUAUAUGUCCUCAAGUAUGAAUUAAAGAGGAUGGCGCUGAGGACGGCUGCCGUGUCUUAAGCUCCCCCACAGCUCUGCUCCUUUUUCUGCUUUUUUGUUAUGUAUUCUGCUUUAUUAUUUUUUGCUUUUGUAAUAUUUUGUGCAUUGCUAGAAGAGAGCCUGAGACCCAAGCAUUUCAUUGCUAGCGACUGCUCCGUGUGAUUGUUCUGCACGUGAUAAUAAAGUCUUGAAUCUUGAAUCCACUAGGCGGCAUGAAGUCUGAGUGCUGGUUAUAAUCUGACUGCUAUCAGGCCUUAUAAAGAUAUUUAAAAACAUCAUAUACUUAAACUUCUCCCAUUACGAUCAUUUGAUCGAGCUGCUAAUCUAUCAUAUAACAUCUUAUAUGACCGGAUCAAUAUUUUUCAUCAUUCUAUAUUUUUGAUGUCCCUCAUAACUCAAGACUAGCUGUUUAUAUUUGAAUCCCAAAGUGUUUUUGUCUUUUUACGCCCUCAAGUUUUGUCCCUUUUAUUUCGUAGCCCAUCUGCUCUAAUUGAGAAGAACAAUGUAGAGGAUGUAAAGGUUUUCAUUUGUGUCUUACUGACUUUAUGAUUAUAGCCAGUGCUCCUUGAGUCGAAUAAAAGUGGAAAUGUUUUCUUCUUUGAAAAAACGCUCCUCCCUUUGAAAAUGUGUCAAAAUAUUUUAGCUUAAUUGUAUAUGAACAGCUUCAUUAUUAGAAUACUAUUAAAAACAUUGUUAAGUUUUGAACACAU